Molecule: messenger RNA, 1994 nt
Organism: Xenopus laevis (African clawed frog)
Lineage: Eukaryota; Metazoa; Chordata; Amphibia; Anura; Pipidae
Gene: slc11a1.L
Product: solute carrier family 11 member 1 L homeolog
Biological process (GO): metal ion transport; iron ion transmembrane transport; manganese ion transmembrane transport
Cellular component (GO): membrane; lysosomal membrane; endosome membrane
Molecular function (GO): iron ion transmembrane transporter activity; cadmium ion transmembrane transporter activity; manganese ion transmembrane transporter activity
Source: RefSeq, marked provisional
CGUUUCUGGAGAUCCCUGUGCGGGAGGAACAGGCAAGAGCUUAGCAUGGGUUCACAGGAGAAUGCAGCAUCUGGAGCAUGGAACAGAAGUUAUGGAACCAUUGGUGACCCAGAAACCUGCACUAAGGAAAAGUCAGAGAGGACCUACCUGGAUGAAAGGAUUGCUGUUCCCAGCACAAGCAUGCCUGGAUUCAGCUUUCGGAAACUCUGGGCAUUUACAGGCCCUGGGUUCUUGAUGAGCAUUGCAUACCUUGAUCCAGGGAACAUCGAGUCUGAUCUGCAGUGUGGAGCCAUUGCUGGAUUUAAGCUCCUGUGGGUUCUGCUUGGCGCCACAGUGCUGGGUCUUUUGUGCCAAAGAUUGGCAGUGCGGCUGGGAGUGGUGACAGGGAUGGAUUUGGCUCAAAUCUGCCGAUACUAUUACCCUAAGGCUCCAAGAUGGAUCCUUUGGAUUCUGGUGGAAAUCGCUAUCAUUGGCUCAGACAUGCAGGAAGUUAUUGGUACUGCCAUUGCCUUCAGUCUCCUAUCUUCAGGCCGAAUUCCGCUUUGGGGAGGUGUACUUAUCACCAUUAUAGACACACUGUUCUUUCUGUUCCUAGACAAAUACGGUCUCCGGAAGCUGGAAGCGUUUUUUGGUCUUCUGAUCACAAUAAUGGCUGUGACAUUUGGCUACGAGUAUGUGGUGGUAAAACCUGAUCAGAAGGAGGUGCUAAAGGGCAUGUUCUUUCCUUACUGCUCUGGCUGUGGGUCUCCUGAACUUCUCCAGGCCGUGGGAAUCAUUGGCGCCAUCAUUAUGCCACAUAACAUAUACUUGCACUCUUCCCUUGUCAAGUCUCGAAUGGUAGAUCGCAAACAGAAGCAUGAAGUGAGUGAAGCCAAUAUGUACUACAUGAUCGAGUCAUCCAUCGCUCUCUUUGUCUCCUUCGUCAUCAACCUCUUUGUCAUGGCUGUUUUUGCAGAGGCGUUUUACAAUAAAACCAACCAGGAUGCAUUUGACGUUUGCCAGAACAGCAGCAGCCCACAUGCUGAAGUGUUCCCAGCCAAUAACGAAUCCUUGUCCGUUGACAUAUACAAAGGGGGUGUCAUACUGGGAUGUUUCUUUGGCCCUGCUGCUCUCUACAUCUGGGCUGUGGGAAUCCUGGCAGCAGGUCAAAGCUCUACCAUGACGGGGACCUACGCUGGGCAGUUUGUGAUGGAGGGCUUCCUCAAUCUCAAGUGGUCACGGUUCUACAGAGUCCUUUUCACCAGAUCCUGUGCCAUUAUCCCAACUGUGUUUGUGGCUGCAUUUAAGGAUGUGGAACAUCUGACAGGCUUGAAUGACUUACUCAAUGUCCUGCAGAGCAUUUUGCUUCCCUUUGCCUUGCUACCGGUACUCACCUUUACCAGCAUGCGUCCACUGAUGUGCGACUUUGUCAAUGGCAUUAUUGGGAAAAUCGUCGCUAUUCUUCUCAUUGCACUGAUCAUGGCCAUAAACCUGUACUUUGUGUGUGUGUACAUUCCCAUGUUGGACAGCAUUCCCUUGUAUGUCCUUGCAGGGGUUCUUCUGUUCUUUUAUGCCAUAUUCAAUUUGUACCUGCUCUGGACGUGUUGCCUGGCACAUGGGGCAGAGUUUUUAUCCCGGGGGAGACACCGGCAAUUCUCCUAUGAAGUUCCAGAAGAUUUAAAAUCGGAGAUUUGCAAUAAUUCAGCAGAAGUAAAUUGAGUUACUAGCAAGCUCUGUAUAUCAGCAGGGUGUGGGCCAUUAAUGUGUAUAAUACCCAUGGGGACUCCUUGGUCUUGAUUGCAACUGACUUAUCCUCAAUGAAUUUUUGGAGAUUUCAUUACCCCGAUAAUGGAACAAGGAUACAGUAUUAGCCUAAAUGACUGUCAGAAUAAAUAAAGUGACUGACUGAAACAGAACCAGCAAAACUGAACCAAUCAAAGGGUGCAACUGGGACCUGCUAAAAGCAGACAUUUAAUUUGGAGCCAAAAUGCAGUUAUAAAGCUGUUUCAUACCUC